CUCACUUUAUAGGCUGGAGGUCAAGAACAGAAAAUUUGUUUUUUCUUUUCUUGUAGCAGGUUUCUGUCAUAGAGCGUUAAUUCACAGAAUAUUUUGCGGCACGAAAAAAUUCUGUAAAUUUUCUUUAAAUUUACAGCGAUUUUUUUACAGUGUGUAUUUCCAUUUUCGUGAGCAGCCCAUGAAACAACCAUUCCGGAUCCGGCGCGCGCAGGCCUGCGGCGCCGAGAAAAGAAGGAAGACGACGACUACGAAACAUGAAGUCGCGGUUCGUUCCGGCGGUCGCGUCCGCCCUCUGCCUGGCCUUCCUGUGCCAGCAGGCCGCGGUCACCUCCGCGGACGUCGACGACGCUGCCGCCAAAGGCGUACGACCGUCGCGUCGCGUCAAGGUCCAGCUCUUCUACGAGACCCACUGCCCGUACAGCCAGAAGUUCAUCACGAAGCAGCUGUGGCCGACCUAUCUGCGACUAAGCGACCGACUCAUUGUCCGCCUGGUUCCAUACGGCAUGGCCCAGAGGAGAGAGGCCGUGGGCGCCGAUGGGCGCAAGACGACCGAGAUCACGUGUCAGCACGGCCGCCACGAGUGCGUCGCCAACAUGAUCCAGGCGUGCGCCGUGGCGCUCUUCAAGGGCACCUACCAGCUGCUCGCGUUCGUCGCCUGCAUGGAGUCCUCGACGACGCCCCACCGCGUGGUGAAGUCGUGCUCGUCGCGAGUCGGCGUCAACUGGUCGGCGCUCGAACGCUGCGCGUCUUCCCGGUGGGGACCCCGGCUCCUGCUGAAGAUGGGCCACAAGACGGCGUCCCACCGGCCGGCGGUGCCGUACGUCCCGUUCGUCGUGGUCAACGGGAGGCAGGACGACGACGUGCAAGGCAAGGCGACCUCGGACUUUUUCGGACUGGUCUGUUCUAUGCUCGACGAGCCCGUGCCGCCCGCUUGCGUCUUGUCGGGGCAGACGUCGGAGCAGCCGGAGGUCGCCACGGUUUCUACGGGAAUGCUCGAGCUGCGAGGGAUGAGCGUCGAGGUAGAGGCGUGGACGGCGGCGAGUAUGAACGAGACCGCUACGAAACGGAUAUGAAUGGGGAGAGCGACGCGAACAAGUCGUGUGUUUUCUUGCAUUCA
Molecule: messenger RNA, 1117 nt
Organism: Dermacentor silvarum
Lineage: Eukaryota; Metazoa; Arthropoda; Arachnida; Ixodida; Ixodidae
Product: gamma-interferon-inducible lysosomal thiol reductase
Exons: 1
Coding region: 255-1073 (272 amino acids)
Molecular function (GO): oxidoreductase activity, acting on a sulfur group of donors, disulfide as acceptor
Source: RefSeq, a predicted model, not a curated record